This is a messenger RNA of Ambispora leptoticha, 1240 nucleotides long. The record is from the annotation of a GenBank genome assembly. Lineage: Eukaryota; Fungi; Glomeromycota; Glomeromycetes; Archaeosporales; Ambisporaceae.
AUCAAAAAGCCACAGUACGUGGUAGUGCAAUCGCGACAUUGGAAUGUUUAGCAAAUGCCACAGGACUCGAUCCCCUCAUAAAUUCUUUUGCAACUAGUCUGGCAACUGAUAAUCCUCUAUUGCGCAAAGAUCUACUUAGUUGGUUAUCUGAGCGUCUUAAGGAAGGCGAAGAAAAAGGAAAAAAAUCUUCACCUGACUUUAAACCGUUGGUUGUUCCAUUAUUGUCAUGCCUAGCCGAUCGUAAUGGAGAUGUGAGAAAAGCCGCGCAAGCUUGUUUAGGCCCCGUAGUCAACAACGCUGGUUAUGAUUUCGUAGUGACAAAAUGCGGAGAUCUCAAAGGUGCUGUGAAACAAUCAAUCAUGCCAAUGAUUGAAGCAGUGAGACCUGUUGGUGGAACUGGAGCUCAAAAUAAAAAACCUGGUCAAAAACCCCGCCCUGGUGCUGCUAAGCGUGAACCAUCUCCAGAAGAAGAUGACGAAGAGCCUGAGCCGCUUCCAUUACCCAGUCUUCGUCGUCCAACAGAUAAUCCUGUUGGUGCAACUGGAAUUCAAGGAAAGGAAAAUAAAAAACCUAGUCUAAAAUAUCGUUUUGGUGCACCUAUGUCCAAGCGUGAUCCAUCUCCAGAAGAUAGCGAAGUGCCUGAGUCGCUUCCAUUACCUUCAUUGCCUGGUCUUCGACGUCCAACUGUGAAUAACCAUGAAAAUUCGGUUGAACAUUUAAUUGAAAAGAUUGCAAGUCCUGACCCACAGCAAAGCAUUGAAGGCUUAAAAGAAGUGGAUAAAGAACUCAACGGAUCUCCAAACAAAGUUUUUGGGCAUGUUGACAAACUUGUGAAUGCUUUGACUCUUCAGAUUCGAUCGUCAUAUCCAUUAAUUGAACCACAAAAAAAUACAAUAAUACGCUUAUGCAAACAUUUAGUAAAUGCAUUAGUAUUACUCUUUUCCAAUAAAGAUUUGGCUUCUACAGUGUCACAAGAUUCACUUUAUACAUUACUUGAAGAACUGGUGAACCGUUUACUCGACAACAACAUUCAAAAUGUGGAUAAUCAACAUAAUCAACAUCUAUCGAAAGCAUUGAAUGUUGCAAUGGUCAAAGUAUUAGAAAAUAGUAAUCGAAAUGCAACUUAUAGUGCAUUAAUAUUGAUACUGGAAAGAGCAACAGUCGAUCUACGAGAUUUAUCAAGUUCCGAAGCCUCCGAUCGCAUAAAAUUUACUGAACUGAUAAUGAAAUGUCUCUGGAA